AUGGCAGACAGAUCAGAACACGGGACGUACAGAUGUACUGCUACGAAUGUUGUCGGGGAGUCGACUACAGCCAUCAAUGUUACCAUACAGUACGGCCCCGGAACCUCCUCAGCUCUGUCCCCGUCCGACACUACCUACACCAGGACAGAGGGGGACACGUUACCGGACAUCACCUGCACAGCGGACUGUAGACCUGGCUGUACCUUUGUCUGGACACGACCGGACAACACCAACUUUACUGUCUCACCUGUGUUGUCACUGGGACAACUGGACAGAUCAGAACACGGGACGUACAGUUGUACUGCUAGGAAUGUUGGAGGAGAUUCGACUAUAAUAGUCAGUAUCACUGUACAGUAUGGUCCUGGAACUAGUAUAUCAUUAUCACCACCAAACACUGCAUAUACUAGAAACGAAGGUGAUGCUUUACCGGAUGUGACGUGUGCAGCAGACUGUAGACCUGGAUGUACCUUUGUCUGGACACGACCGGACAACACAAACUUUACUGUCUCACCUGUGUUGUCACUGGGACAACUGGACAGAUCAGAACACGGGACGUACAGGUGUACUGCUAGGAAUGUUGUCGGGGAAUCGACUAUAAUAACUAGUGUUACCGUACAGUUUGGACCUGGAGACAGUGUUGUAUUUGAUCCACAACAAGACAGUGUAGAUAUUAUUGAGAAUCAGACCAUCUCAGAUGUCAGGUGUUCCGCCGACUGUAGACCAGCGUGUAGCUACACCUGGUCUAGAUCAGGUACAGAUUACACAAACCCACUGAGUCUGUCUGUGGCCACGAGGACCAAGGCCGGACAAUACACGUGCACAGCCAGAAACACUGUCAGUCAGGUAACAAAGACUUGGAACCUUAUUGUCAGAUUUCCACCACGAAUUAUCAGUCUUGAUUACACUGACGGUGAUUCUGACGUGGCUGAAAAUGGACCUAAGUCGCUAGUGUGUUCGGUGGAGAGUUUCCCUCUGUCCACAAUACAGUGGUUCUAUAAAGCCAACAACACACUUCUACUGACCACCCCAGACGUCCUGGAGAGUACCUACACCCUGACUAACGCUGACUGUCUGGACACCGGACUCUACACCUGUUCUGUCAGAAACAGUGUCUCUACCACAGCGGUCACCAGGGAUAUACCGAUCAACGUUCUGUGUAAACCACGUCAGGACCCAAGAGUUAAACUUAAUAACGAUUUUGGAUUAGCAACGACUGAGACUUUAGUCAUGAAUGUCAUGUUCCUCUCGAACCCACAACCAACUUUUUCUUGGUCUUUCGAAACAUCACCAGGCACAGGUGUUACAAAUCUUGUCAAUGGCAGAGACAAUUUUGAUAUUCAAGAUAUGUUCACAGUGACAAAUCUGUCUGCCGUAUCAGUCGGGACACGAACAAACAUACAAGCGUCCUGGUUUGGUGUAUACAAUGUAACGGCGACGAACAGUCAGGGCAGUGAUACACUCAGUUUUACUGCUGCAGCGAAAGGAAAACCAGACCCUCCGUAUGGGGGUUUAGCUAUGUGCCCUUUUGAAGAUCGAGCUACGCUGAGUUGGACAUCCGGAUUCAAUGGCGGGUCUAGUCAAACAUUUAUAGUUGGUAUACGGACAGAUACACAGAGCAGCAUACUGAUUGAUAGAAAUAUUAACCAGUCUGACCCAGGACGUAGCCAAAGUGUUACUACGACAGUUACAGGUCUGACAGCUGACACAAAGCAUUUCUUCACUGUAUAUGCUGUUAAUGAAUUUGGGAACUCAUCUUUGGUCCAGGAAGUUAACUGUACAACACAAGCACGUCCAUCUCUAGCCGAAAGUACAAAUGUAGCAGCAGUUGUCUUGCCGGUCACUGGUGUUCUUAUACUGCUGUUGACAGUUGGUGUUGUGAUUUUUGUCAGACGAAACCGACAACUGUGCUGUAUAAAUUGUCAACUUCCAAAGCAGACGGAAUUGCAGAAUGUUCAACUCUCAGAAAGAGACGGAAACCCUGAUAGAAAUAAUGAAAGAUCUCCAUAUCAACAACUUGAUCCAAAUGACAUUGCUAAGCCGUCCGUAUAUUCUGAACUUGGAGGGAUUCAGCACAUUUACCAAAACGAUACAGUCGGUGAUGGAGAGGGCAGACAGUACCAGUCUUUGGAGGGACGCUCCGAUCCGAACGUCUAUGAUGAACUUCACAGUUCAGCAUCCGGCGAUAAAGGAACAUAUGUCAAUACCGUCAUCGGCGGAAACAGGAAAUACCGAUACGGACGAGAAAACGUGUACAGAAGAUAUACAACAUGUCGUAUGGCAUACUGAAUUGUAUGUAAAUUAAAUACAAAUAUUUGUAAUCUGCUAAGGACAGAGUAUGAAAUGUCCUGGAUUUGAAUAGAAUAACUAUUGCCAGCUUCUAAUCAGGCAAAAUAAGUACGUCGACAGAUAAAGAUCAUAACAAGUAUAAAAGAAAGGGAUAUGAAUGUUGUUUUGUUGCAAAAACGUUAUACCUUUGUAGCCGCUGACUUGUCAACUGUAUAUCAUUAAACAAAACAGCGCUGUGGGAAAGUGAUACUUACCCAGUCAUCCCGUCAAUGUAUCCAGUGUCUGUACAUUAACAGGCAACUAUAUCGGGAAUACCUCAAUAACUAUUUGAUGUUUUACAUUCGACAAGUUGUUACAUUUUGCAGCCAGUUAAAGAUUCACUACUGUUAAAUAACAAUUCAACUUGGUUUUACUGAUUUUCCGUAUCAUGCUAAAGUUCCCUUCUUUUCUGAACUUGUGCCUUUUCUAAGACUGUAUAACUAAAGUAUGAAAUGCUGUCAUUCUUAAAGAAACGGAUUGAUCAAGUCCAAUAGUGACACUGUAAACAUUUUAAGAAUGUUGACCGGCAUUCAAAAACAACGGUAGAGAAUUCGUAGUAGAAAAGCCAUCACAUUGAUAAACACAUUUCAAGACAUACAUGCAGCUUUUAAGCACCGAUAUUACAUAGAGAAAUGUGAGAAGUGAUUUCCUUAUGCAUUUCAUUGUUUGCUUAUCAAAAAUAAAAUAUAGUUAUUAUUGUAGUACUUUUUCAUUAAAGUCACUAUCGGAAAUUUUUACAUUCGUAUUUGUUAUGCUUUAUUUUAAGUUUUAUUACUGCUUUGUUUAAUUGACGUUGAAUACUUUUCAAUAAAGUCUCUAA
Molecule: messenger RNA, 3145 nt
Organism: Pecten maximus
Lineage: Eukaryota; Metazoa; Mollusca; Bivalvia; Pectinida; Pectinidae
Product: hemicentin-1-like
Exons: 17
Coding region: 1-2286 (761 amino acids)
Biological process (GO): cell-cell adhesion
Cellular component (GO): cell-cell junction
Molecular function (GO): cell adhesion molecule binding
Source: RefSeq, a predicted model, not a curated record